Triticum aestivum (bread wheat) is the source of this 3673-nucleotide messenger RNA. RefSeq names its product exocyst complex component SEC8. The transcript has 25 exons. The record is from RefSeq and is a predicted model, not a curated record. Lineage: Eukaryota; Viridiplantae; Streptophyta; Magnoliopsida; Poales; Poaceae. Gene Ontology annotation, biological process: exocytosis; Golgi to plasma membrane transport. Bases 135 to 3167 code for a protein of 1010 amino acids. Gene Ontology annotation, cellular component: exocyst.
UUGAUAAAAGGGUCAAAACCCGAAAUUCAGCCUCUUACCGGUUCCGACGCCCUACCCCCUCUCGUAGCCCUCGUAUAGCCCACUCUCUCCAGAUCUCGCUCGUCUCCCCUGGUCCCGCCUCGCCGUCGGUAACGAUGAACCGCCACCGCCGUGGCAUCUUCGACGGCCUCCCGAUUCCGGCCGACAAAUCUUACCUGAAGGAAGGGCUGUCGCGGAUCGACGAGGGAUGGGCCGCGGCGCGGUUCGACUCGCUGCCGCACGUCGUGCACAUCCUCACCUCGAAGGACCGCGAUGGCGAGAUCCAGUUCCUCAAGGAGCAGAGCGACCUCAUCGAGGACGUCGUUGACGAGGUCGUCCACGCGUACCACCAUGGUUUCAACAAGGCCAUCCAGAACUACUCCCAGAUCCUGCGGCUGUUCAGCGAGUCCGCCGAGAGCAUCACCGGCCUCAAGGGGGAGAUGUCAGAGGCCAAAAAGCUGCUUGGGAGGAAGAAUCAGCACCUUGGGCAGCUAUGGUACAGGUCCCUCACGCUGCGCCACGUGAUCUCCCUGCUGGAUCAGGUUGAGGAUGUUGCCAAGGUUCCUGCUCGGAUUGAAAACUUGAUGGCAGAGAAGCAGCUAUACGCCGCAGUGCAGUUGCAUGUUCAGUCAAUGCUGAUGCUAGAGCGGGAAGGCCUUCAAGCGGUAGGUGCUCUUCAAGAUGUUCGAUCUGAUCUAACAAAGCUGCGUGGUGCACUGUUCUACAAAAUUUUGGAAGAGCUGCAUUGCCACCUAUACAACAAUGGUGAAUAUAGCUUGGUGACUUUAAGCAUGGUUGACAGUGAGGACAUACCAACUUCUGGAGCCACUGGUCGCUUAGUAAACAGCAUGCAGCCUCUGUCCAGGAGAACAAUGUCUAUUAAAGGUGAAAAUCACUUUAGUGGACCAGCUACUGCAGAUGGGAUAACAAAAACUAGUUCUGUUGGAUGUUCUUCAUUUGAUGGCCCAGAUGAUGAUAGUAGCUUAGGUGGUGGGUGUGGUCGGAAGGAUUCCAAAAGUUUCUCUUGUGAAAUUCCGAUUUUCCUUUCUUGCGCUACACCAGACGAGUUCCUUGAAUCAAUGAGAAAGGCAGAUGCUCCCCUCAAUGUGAAAUACUUAAGAACAUUGGUGCAAUGCUUAUCCAUGCUUCAAAAGGUUGCAGCUGCUGGAGCUGUGAUAUGCCAAAGAGUUCGCCCGACAAUUCAUGAUGUUAUCACUUCAAAGAUUAAAUCAUAUGCUAGAGAGGCUUCAAAGUCCAAUAUAGAUAAAGUUGCAAAAAGAACGGCAUCGGAUGUGUCACAUUCACAUGGAGCUGUCACCCGUUACCAACUACCUAAACAGAAAAAGAAGAAUGAGGCAUCGACAUUGGCAACACAACUUGUUGCUAGUCCCAUCUCUCCAGUUAUGGCACCCACAGGAGAUGCUCAGCAUGCAGCUAGUCAGCUUCUUGGUUCAAUAUUUGAGUGUCUAGUAGGCAUACUUGAGAACCAUAUUACUGUUGGAGAGCUUCUUGAACAAAAAUCAUCAACUGACGUUGACAGUGUAAACACACCUCAUGUGGCAAAUGGGGACACAAGCUGGAAUCCAGAUUCUGAAUACUCCCAACCUACUGGUGGUUUUAGUGUUGCAUUCUCUCUGUCAGUUGUUCAGAGCGAGUGCCAGCAACUUCUGUGUGAAAUUUUGCGGGCAACUCCAGAAGCUGCUACUGCAGAUGCAGCUGUUCAGACAGCUAGGCUUGCAAAUAAGGACCCAGUGAAGGAAAAGAGGGAUGGAUCAGAAGGCCUUUCUUUUGCUUUUCGCGUUACAGAUGCAGCAAUCUCUGUGCAAAAUGAAGGUCAAGGAUGGAGAAGAAACCCAGCUGUACCCCAAGAAGGGUAUGGAACAGCAAGCAUCAUACCUGAUCAAGGGAUUUUCCUAGCUGCAUCAGUUUACCGUCCUGUCUUUGAGUUUAUGAAUAAAAUAGGAUUGAUGCUUCCUCGAAAGUAUUCACAACUUGGGAAUGAUGGCUUAUUGGCUUUUGUGAACAACUUCUUGAAGGAGCACUUCUUGCCAGCAAUAUUUGUAGACUAUAGAAAAUGUGUUCAGCAGGCUAUAUCUAGUCCAGCAGCAUUUAGACCACGUGUAAAUGCAACCUCAGUAUAUAGCUCACUAGUGGAGAAUGGCCGCCCUGUACUACAAGGGCUUCUGGCUGUUGAUAUAAUUGCCAAAGAGGUUCUUGGUUGGGUUCAAUUGAUGCCGAUCUAUGCUGCUGAGCUUGUUGAGUAUGUUCGCACCUUUCUGGAACGUACACACGAAAGAUGCCGGGCAUCAUAUAUGGAGGCUGUUCUUGAGAAACAAAGUUAUAUUCUCCUCUCACGGAGUGAUGUUGAAAGUUUAAUGCGCCUGGACCCUGCAAAUGCUUCUUUGCAAAAGUCUUUCGGUCAACUUGAUAACGACAUUCCAGAUGCAGGAAUUGAAGUGGAGAUUGAACUAAGUGACCUCCUAUUGGAUAUGUGCCCGAUAAAACAGGAAAACUUGAUCCAUGAUGACCAGAAAUUGAUAUUGCUGGCAUCUCUUAGCGACUCCUUAGAAUAUUUAGCAGAUUCAGUUGAAAGGCUUGGUGAGUCAUUUAUAAGUCCAUCCACCAUCUCAGAAAACAAAAGUGACAUACACCAAAGUCACCGUACUCGCACAACUAGUGCAAUUCCGAAAAGCCUUGCGUCUCUUGCUAAUGAGUACAGAAGGCUAGCAACCGAUUGUGUUAGAGUCUUGAGAUUGGAAAUGCAGUUGGAGACAAUAUAUCACAUGCAGGAAAUGACAAAAAGAGAAUAUGUAGAAGAUCAAGACGCUGAAGAUCCUGAUGACUUCAUCAUCUCUCUUACAACUCAGAUUGCACGUAGGGAUGAAGAAAUGGCUCCUUACAUCGCAGAAUCGAAAAGGAACUAUGUAUUUGGUGGGAUUUCUAGUGUUGCUGCUAAUGCAUCAAUAAAGGCACUCGCACUAAUGAAGUCCAUCAACCUGUUGGGAGUUCAACAAAUAUGCAGAAACUCGAUAGCACUAGAACAGGCACUUGCAGCCAUACCUUCCAUUGAUAGUGAGGCAGUCCAACAGAGAUUAGAUCGUGUUCGGACAUUCUAUGAGCUACUAAACCUGCCUUUCGAGGUACACUAAUAAUAAUACCACAUAUCCAUAGUCGUGUUUUUUUUUCCUUUUUUGCGAAUAUAGUCGUGUUUUUCUUUGAAGCUUUAAUCACCCUAUUCCUCAAUGUGCAGUCUUUGCUUGGGUUCAUUGCUGAACAGGAAUAUUUUUUUUCUGCAAAAGAAUACUUGAGCAUACUAAAGGUCAAUGUACCUGGUAGAGAGAUACCAAUGGAUGCUGAACGACGUAUCUCACAGAUUUUGAGUCAUUAAAUUGAAUUGGGCAAGAUGAUUUUAGCUGUAAGUGGUGGCAGAUGUCUCACUGUAUCUUUCUCGGCUUUCUCUGUAGCUGUAGUUAAUUUUGUUAUUUCUGUUUGGUUUUUUUCUUUUGAUGUCUACAGUGUAGGUAAUGUGUUAUUUGUUGUCUCAUUCACUGUAAAUUUGUAGUGCUUUGACUGGAACGCUCAUUCUUGAUUGUUGUAAAUGUGUAAUCUUUUGGACGUAAUUUUAAUAAAAUUCUCAGAUUCAUGUGUUCCGUUA